CGCCUCGAUGUCGUCAUCACUAAGCUCCGCAAAGUGUGGCUGACAAGCAACAAGCUGCUCGUGCACUGGUGAGUUUGAUGCCGUUGGGACAAUCGCUGUUCGCCCGCUCGACCCCAGAAGAUGUCUUCACUGCUCAAGGUGGACAAUGCAAUCAAAACCAAGGUCGAUGCAUUCCGUGAACGUAUCACUUCAGAAGCAGAGGAACUAGUUGCAGCUUUUUUCCCAAAGAAGUUACUGGAGCUUGAUCACUUCCUGAAGGAUCCAAUCAUCAACAUCACUGAGCUGAAGGAGAUCCACUCGGAUAUAAACCUGACGGUGCCCGACCCCAUCCUGCUCUCAAACCUGCAUGACGGACUAGACGCGCAAAAUGCCAAAAAGAGGAAGCUUGAGGAUGGAGGUGGGGACGACAAGGUGACUGGCACCAAGGUGUUCGUCAUGCCUGGUGGGAUGAUGAAGAGCAACGCAAACCUUGUUGAUCUCAUUGAAAAGGUCAAGCCGGAGAUCAGGACACUGAUAGAGAAAUGUAACACAGUCAAGAUGUGGGUCCAGCUGCUCAUCCCAAGGAUAGAGGACGGCAACAACUUUGGUGUGUCGAUCCAGGAGGAGACGGUAGCUGAGCUCCGGACAGUGGAAGGGGAGGCAGCAUCUUACCUCGACCAGAUAUCAAGAUACUACAUCACAAGGGCCAAGCUGGUUUCCAAAAUAGCUAAAUAUCCCCAUGUGGAGGACUAUCGGCGCACAGUAACCGAGAUUGAUGAGAAGGAAUACAUCAGUCUGAAGAUCAUAGUCUCUGAGCUCAGAAAUCAAUACGUAACGUUACAUGAUAUGAUCCUGAAGAACAUUGAGAAGAUCAAGAGGCCUCGAAGCAGUAACGCCGAAGCCCUGUACUGAUGUUCAUCCAGCCACAGCCCGACUCCACCCUGCCCCCCCCCCGGCCCCGGUCCACAGGACGACAGCUACACUUUCACCGACUUCAGUACAAAUCAACAAAGCUCUUUACAGAAACGUAGCCUAAUACAUGGUCACGACACACAGGUUUCAUUUCUUUUUUUUUUUUCUGUUAGUUUUAAUUGUAAAAUAUUUUUCUUGUUUUAAACCCAUUGAAGACAAAAAAAAUAUUCUCCCAGAAAAAUUGGGGAUGGAUAUAAAUGUGUUUUUUAAUUUUAAUUAAACAUUUUGUCCUCCCAACUUUGAAGUCGCUUCAUUCGUGGCUCUUUAAGGAAGGAAUUUAAAAAAAGGUUCAAGGCAGUUGUCUGUGCUGCUUCAGUGAAUGUCAGUUACUUUUUGUUGAUUCGUCUCCUGUUGUGUCUCCUGGACGAUGGUUGGUCACAGGAGACGCAACAUGAACUGUUGUGUUUGGUGUGUUUUUUUUUUUUCUCCGAAUGUCGUCUGCACAUUACACAUUAUAAUCAUGAUAAGUAUGAUUAUUAAGCUGGUUGUAGGUUUCACAGACUUGCUGGUUUUCAGUGAAAAUUCAUGUAAGUCCACAAAGCAUCUGUUCUGUCGCGUCAUUGAUUAUUGAAUAAAACAUUUUUUGAUAAAGAUGUUGAA
Molecule: messenger RNA, 1551 nt
Organism: Platichthys flesus (European flounder)
Lineage: Eukaryota; Metazoa; Chordata; Actinopteri; Pleuronectiformes; Pleuronectidae
Gene: psme3
Product: proteasome activator subunit 3
Exons: 10
Coding region: 121-891 (256 amino acids)
Biological process (GO): positive regulation of endopeptidase activity; regulation of G1/S transition of mitotic cell cycle; regulation of proteasomal protein catabolic process
Cellular component (GO): nucleoplasm; proteasome activator complex; cytoplasm
Molecular function (GO): endopeptidase activator activity
Source: RefSeq, a predicted model, not a curated record